CUCUCUCUCUCUCUCUCUCUCUUUCUCUCUCACACACACAGACACACACACACUUGGUCGGAACCAUGACAGAAGAUGACGGAUACAGUUGUCGCGGAGGGACAAGUCAAGUUCAGAGAUGGAAAAAAGUGGAAGAGUCGGUGGGUCGUGCUUCGGAAGCCCUCUCCGGUUGCAGACUGUCUGUCUCUGCUGGUGUAUAAGGAGAAGAAGGGGAAGGAGAAAGGCCGCAAGGAGAGGCUCAAUAUAACACUGGAGGGGAUCUGUGGUGUGGAGCCAGCGUCAGGAUACGAUGGCGUGUCCUACACUCUCACCAUCCUGUGCUCGGCACACACACUGGUGCUUGGCUUCAGCAGUCAUGAGGCCCUGCUGGCCUGGGAUGCCCGUGUCCGCUACAGCCUGGGAGAAGUCCAUCGGUUCAGUGUCAACGUAGAACCGGGUACCAAAGUGGAAAGUGGCCCCGCCUCCCUCCACCUGUGCAACAACGUGUUGAUCCUCACCAGAGGCCUCCCUCCCGUCGUCGUUGGCCACUGGAAGUUGUCGGCGUUGCGUCGAUAUGGUGCUGUUCCAAAUGGCUUCGUGUUCGAGGGAGGGACUCGCUGUGGAUACUGGGCUGGUGUUUUCUUGUUGUCCUGUUCAGAGGGCGAGCACAUCAGUUUCCUGUUUGACUGCAUUGUCAGAGGUGUCGCCCCCAGCAGGACCCCGCAUGGCGUGCAACCUUCUCUGCCAGAUCUCAGUGCAGACCCAGCUUCGGCAGAGGAACGACUCAACCAGGAGACAUCAGCGCUGGAGAAAAGACUCAGCAUGUUGUCUCAGUGCAGCCUUGCGAGCAGCACAGGCUCAACUUACAGCUGCACCACAUCUGCUGCCGGGGACGACCGCAGCAGCCUCUCCAGCUCCUCCUCCAGCCAAUCUGACACAAGCUAUGGAAAACGACUUCCAUUUUGGGCCGAACCAUUAGCUAGACUGCACCUGUCCAGCGAGACAGUGUCCAGCUCCUCCACACUGAAGGCUUUGAACACUUCAGAUGAUCGACUUUACGGUGCCAUGAUGGCAGGAGCUGGGACUCGUCCGUCCUCGGCUCAGCUCCAGUCUCGUGGUCUCCAUGACAGCGGGCGGCAGAGCUCAUUAGACUCUGGGAUUGGCAUAGCGACGGGCAGUCAGUCAUCUUACUCAGGAAGCUGCUCCUCAUGUACAGGGAGCCUGGAUGCAGCCAGUCAGGUAGGAGGGGAGGAGUUUGACUCUGCAACUACCUGCCCACCUGCUCCUGGUCCUACUUCACCUCCAUCCUCACCACUUCCUCCUCCUGCAUCUCCUUUUCAGUCCACACUCACCCCAGAACCCAGUUACGCUAACUCCUGCACCUCGUCUCGCUGUAAUAGCUCCAGAUCGAGCUCACGUGCAUCUGUUAGGCAUAGUGAGGAUUACCAGAUCCCAAACCUGCUCAGCGCGCGCUAUGAUACGCCCAGGAGUCUCCUCCAGACCCUGUCCCUGAGAGAAAACUCAGCCCAGGGAGCCACACCUGAGCCGAGGAAGGACAGCAGGAGCUGUGGAGAUGGAGGUGGUUGUCAGGGUUUGAGCAGCAGCAGCAGCAGCAAGGCAGGACUGAGGGCUCAGCCUCAGGCCAUGUCGCAGCAACCACAGUCCAGGGCCAGCGAGAGAGCGCCCUCUGUGGACAGUGAAGGAAGGUCUACACCCAGAUCUCUGUCAGCACGUGGAGGCCUGGUUUGUGAGGAAGCACAGAGCAAUCAUGAUUCAGACAACUACAUUACACCCGAGCAGUGGCGCUCGGUGAGGAAUCGAUGCUUGACACAGGUCGCCUGCUCACCAUCAUCAGGAUUAUCAUCUUGUGUGGAGACACAAGAUCCUCCUCUGCAUGUGAGAGAGGAACAUGAUGACAGUGUGGAGGCUGGUCUGAAGAAGUCAUUGUCCUCUCUGCCUCCGUCUGGUCCUCCACCUCCACCCAUCACUCUGACCUCGUACAGGCCAACACCAGCCUGUGGUACUUUCCAAUUUCCUCCUGAAGCUGCUCCGUCUGGGUCCCUGGACGCUGGUCUCCAUAGUGACAGUGCUAUUAAUUAUGUCAACAUCCCUAUUAGGACACUGCUGGCUACAACUAACAGGGAGCUACUGCAGGAGGCACACCAUGCUGUCACAGAAGAGGGCUCCAUCAGGAACGGCCAACACAACUUUGCUGCCAUGGAAACGGCUCAGAGAGUGGGGGCGGAGCAAGUCCAUGACAGGGAGGACAGACUGACUCAACUGGAGGACAGGCGGCAAGGUCACCAAACCAAAUGCAGUGUCCAGCUUGAUGACACUUUAACAAAAUAGUCUUCAUUACUGAUUCUUUGAAUAAGCUCUCAGGCUUAAAAUGCAGUUGUAACACACACACACACACACACACACACACAGUCAUGCCAGUGAACAGAAAUUCCUGCAAACAAUCCAUUCCAUAUAAAGAAGAAAACAGGACAUGUCAGGGUGGUCUUUUAUGCAGCUGCCAUCGUGGAUGUGUUUCAUGAAUAUUUAUUUAUAUAUUGUCAUUUCUGAUAUACGUAGACUUUUAUACUAGACGUUUCUUUUUUGCUGGCUGCAUGGCACUGAAUGUAGAUGCUGAGGCAACUUUUUGUCUACGUGACUCUUUUAAGAUUCUCUCAGGAUCACUGAACACCACAAACUAAUGUUUACCACUGAUGACACAUAGGGCUGUGUUCAAUACAUUGAUUUUCUGAAUCGUGUGCUGUGUUUCCAUGGACAUCAAACUGAAUUGGGAAUCAGGAUCAAAUGGAUUCAGGAAAUCAGUGGCAAAACCCAGCCCUACAAAUGUGAGACACACACACAAACAGCUGCUUUUGGAGAUUCUUUGACAUUCUGACUAGAUUUAUCUUCUUCAUUCAGCUUGGUUGAGGCUGUAUUUGUU
Solea solea (common sole) is the source of this 2917-nucleotide messenger RNA. Its product is annotated as protein Dok-7-like. The coding region runs from base 76 to 2328 and encodes 750 amino acids. The record is from RefSeq and is a predicted model, not a curated record. The transcript has 13 exons. NCBI's taxonomy places the organism in Eukaryota, Metazoa, Chordata, Actinopteri, Pleuronectiformes, Soleidae. Gene Ontology annotation, molecular function: protein kinase binding. Gene Ontology annotation, biological process: neuromuscular junction development; positive regulation of protein tyrosine kinase activity.